Messenger RNA from Fonticula alba, 4017 nucleotides. RefSeq lists its product as hypothetical. The transcript has 6 exons. The record is from RefSeq and is a predicted model, not a curated record. Gene Ontology annotation, cellular component: chromosome. The coding region runs from base 239 to 3943 and encodes 1234 amino acids. Gene Ontology annotation, molecular function: ATP hydrolysis activity; ATP binding; protein binding. NCBI's taxonomy places the organism in Eukaryota, Rotosphaerida, Fonticulaceae. Gene Ontology annotation, biological process: chromosome organization.
CUCCCCUCGACGGGCGAGACAUGAAAUCUCCCAGCCCAUUUCCCUCCCCCUCCCUCCUCCCCGCCCCUGCGCACGCGCCCUCUCCAUAUUCCUAUUUUUUCCGCCUCUCCUCGAUACCCCCGUGACGAGCUCCUCCCUCGCCACUUCCAGGCUGAACGCGGAGUCACCGGCCCCCAAGCGCGGCACCUGGAGUCGGUCAUAAAGAGCGUGCUGUCUCCCCCGCCUCCCCGGACCGAAGAUGUACAUCCGCGAGAUCAUUGUCGAUGGCUUCAAGUCGUACGCGACGCGCACGGUGAUUGCCGGGUGGGAUCCAGCCUUCAAUGCGAUUACCGGCCUCAAUGGCUCGGGCAAGUCCAACAUCCUGGAUUCCAUCUGUUUUGUGUUGGGCAUUUCCAAUCUGAGUCAUGUCCGCGCCGGGAACCUCUUGGCCCUGGCGUCCAGGCCGGGCCGGGCGGGCAACACCAACCCAGCGGUAACAUUUGCAUCGGCCAAUCCGGCCCCCCAGCACAAGCCCGUGGGGUAUGAGUCCUACCCGACGAUCACCAUCACCCGGCAGAUUGUCAUCAACGGCCGCAACAAGUACCUGAUCAACGGCAUGAAUGCCCAGCAGAAGGCCGUGAUGAACCUCUUCCAGUCGGUUCAGUUGAAUGUCAACAACCCGCACUUCCUAAUUAUGCAGGGGCGCAUCACCAAGGUCCUGAGCAUGAAGGCGCCGGAAAUCCUGUCCAUGAUUGAGGAAGCCGCCGGCACGCGCAUGUUCGAAGACAAGAAGGACAGCGCCAUCCGGACCAUGGAGCGCAAGGACAAGAAGUUGGUGGAAAUCCAGACGCUCCUGUCGGAGGAGAUCACCCCCAAGUUGGACAAGCUGCGCAAGGAGCGCUCGGCAUUCCUGGAGUUCCAGAAGAUCGAGAGCGAGCUGGAGCGCCUGCAGCAGCUGGUGGUCGCGCACCAGUACACCACCCUCUUUGGCAAGCUGCACUCGCUGGAGCAGGCCGCCGAGGAGAAGACCGCCCGGCGGGGGGCCCUGUCCGCCGAGCGGGCCACCACGCAAACGCGCAUCGACGAGGCCCAGGCCCAGGCCAGUGACCUCCUCCGACAGAAGGAGGGCAAUCAGCUGCUUCGGGAGUUGACCGAGACCACGGAGCGCCUGUCCGAGGGGCUGGUGCGCCUGCGCACGCAGGUGGAUCUCAAGCGCCAGACCCAAGCCGAGGAGGCGGCCGGGUUGGAGCGGUCUCGCGGCCGGUUGGCCGUGUUGGACCAGCAGCUCGCUCAAGCCGACGCCUCGGACGGGCGGCUGGCCAUGUUGCAGGCUCGCGCGCGGGCCAUUGUCAGCGAGCUGGACGAGAAAAAUGAGGCCGUUCGCCGGGAGGACGCUCUGUUGUCGACGCUGGCCACCGGCGUCGGCGGGUCGGAUGCCGGGUCCAGUGGCUUUGCCGAGAGGUUGCAGGAGGCCAAGCAGAAUGCCGGGCUCAUCCUCAGCGAAAAGAAGCAGGCAGAAACCCGGCUCCGGCACUUGGGCCAGGAGCUGGAGCUGAAGCGGUCCCAGCUCCAGGCGGCCUCGGCCUCGAGUCAGGCCCUGACACAGCGGUACGCUCAGGCGUGCGCCGAGCUGGAUGCCAUCAAGGCGCGCCUGGCCACGGUCAACUUCGACCCGGCCCAUGAGCAGGCCCUGCAGGCGCAGCACCAGGCCGCGCAGGAGGCCCUGGCGCCCUUGCUCCAAAGCAGCCGCCAGCUGACGGACAACCUCCUGCGCGCGGUGCAAUUCCAAUUCGCCGACCCGGUGGCGGGGUUUGAUCGGUCCCUGGUCCGAGGCCUGGUGGCCGAGCUGAUCCGCAUUCCGCCGGAAAACUUGCACACGGCCACGGCGCUGGAAAUCGCCGCCGGUGGGCGUCUCUACAAUGUGGUCAUCGAGAAUGAGGUCGUCGGGCAGCAGCUCCUCCGACAUGGGCAGCUCCGUCGGCGGUACAACUUCAUCCCCCUCAACAAGGUGGUCCCGCCGGGGGAGCAGCGCGACCGGACGGCCCGCGCGCAGCAUGUCACCGGGCAGCGCGCCCGGCCGGCCAUUUCGCUGGUCUUCUAUGAUGAGGCCGUUUCGCCGGCCAUGAAGUAUGUCUUCGGGUCGACGCUGGUUUGCGACGAUGCGGCCACGGCCAAGCAGGUGUCGCUCGAUGACCCGGGCAUCCGGCUGCGGUCGGUCACCCUGGAUGGGGAUUUGUACGACCCGCGAGGCACGCUGACCGGUGGAUCGCGGCAAAGUGGGGCCGCCACGCUGGCCGGCCUGCACCAGCUCCAGCAGCUCCAGCAGGAGGUGGCCCGGCACCAGGCAGCGGCGGACCGGGCGUCUGCCGGGUUGCAGGCCCUGCGCCAGGCAUCGCAGGACUUCCGCCAGCUCCGCCAGCAACUGAGCCUCAAGGAGCAUGAGGUGGCUCUCUUCCGGGAGCAGCUGGAGCAGAGUCCACAGGGCCAGCUGACCAAGCUCCUGGAAGGCCUGGAGGCGGAGGCGGCCACGGCCAGUCGGGAAAUCGAGGCGGCCGCCGGGCGCCAUGCCACCGUGGCGGCGGAGGUCCUUCGCCUGGAGACCGACCUCCGAGACUUGGAAAGCAACCGCGAGGCCAAGCUCCAGAGCAUCCGGCAGAAUUUGGCCCGGCUGAAGCAGGAACGCGACCGCCUGUCGCAGGAGCACCAAGCCCUCGGGGGUCAGGUGGGCGUGGCACAGGCCGAGGCCGAGCAGGCUCGCGCCGAUCGGGCGGAACUGGCCGCCGGGAUCGACACGGCCGCCGGGCAGCUGGCCACCCUGGGCCAGGAGCUGGCGGCCCUGGAGGCCGAUCUCCAAGCGCGGACGGCCGAGUUCGAGGCGGAAUCCGCGCGACUCGGGGCCGAGCGGGCCCAGGUCACCCGGCUGAAUGAGGACCUCCGGCGGUUGGAAAGCGUGGUCAAGGCCGGGACCGACCAGCUGAAUGAGCUGGACUUGGAGACCCGGCGGGUGGAGCACGAGCUUCAGCGCUUGACGCGCGACCGGGACGAGGCCACGCAGGGGGUCCAGCGGUUGGAGGAGGCGCAUCCGUGGAUCUCGGAGCAGCGAGAGCACUUCGGGUCGCCGGGCGGGCCGUUCGACUUCGCGACCAACAAUCCGGCCGACGCGCGCCGGCGUCUGGAGCACCUGGAGGCAUCGCACAAUCGCCUGGCCAAGAAUGUCAACCGCAAGGUGAUGACCAUGUUGGAGCGUGUCGAGCGCGAGGAGCAGACCCUGAAGAACAAGCUGUCCAUCGUGGUAGACGACAAGGGCAAGAUCGAGACCACCAUCGGCAAGUUGGAUGUCAAGAAGCGCGAGACCGUGCUGGAGACCUGGCGCGCGGUGAACACGGAGUUUGGCCUCAUUUUUGGGGACCUCCUGCCGGGGAAUACCGCGCGCUUGGACCCGACUUCCUCGGGCGAUGUGUCCGACGGUCUGGAGAUCAAGGUCAACCUGGGCGGGGUGUGGAAGGAGAGUCUGACCGAAUUGAGUGGCGGCCAGCGGUCGCUGGUGGCUCUGUCGUUGAUUUUGGCCCUGCUCAAGUACAAGCCGGCUCCGUUGUACAUUUUGGAUGAGAUCGACGCGGCGCUGGACCUGUCCCACACGCAGAAUAUCGGCCAGCUGCUGAAGCACCGUUUCCAUGGGGCUCAGUUCAUUGUGGUUUCCCUGAAGGAGGGCAUGUUUUCCAAUGCCAACGUCAUCUUCCAGACGAAGUUCCGCGAUGGGACCUCCACCGUGCUGCGCUUCUCCUCGGCUGCGACCAAUGGUCGGGCUGGAGCGCCUGGUGGCGCUGGCCCCGACGGCCCGGCCCCACUCCUCACGGCUCAGGAGGGGUCCCAGCAGGGGCUGUCCUCCUCGUCGUCGCCCUCGCUGUCAGACGGAUCGUCCUCCAGCAUGGUCGAGAUGUCAGCCAGUGGGUCCCACGACUAGGGUGCCUCCGUGGACUUGCUUCUCUGCUUGAAAAAGCCCCCCCCCCCCAGCAAUAGACUUCACACAAUUCGGCA